Molecule: messenger RNA, 1155 nt
Organism: Ziziphus jujuba (common jujube)
Lineage: Eukaryota; Viridiplantae; Streptophyta; Magnoliopsida; Rosales; Rhamnaceae
Product: protein FAR1-RELATED SEQUENCE 5-like
Exons: 3
Coding region: 1-1155 (384 amino acids)
Biological process (GO): regulation of DNA-templated transcription
Molecular function (GO): zinc ion binding
Source: RefSeq, a predicted model, not a curated record
AUGGAUCAAGAUGAUUUGAUAAGUAAUAUUUUCUGGGCAGAUGCAAAAAUGAUGAUUGCGUACUCUCAUUUUGGUGAUGUAGUUAGCUUUGAUACAACUUAUAGGAAAAAUCAAAGUGGUCGACCUUUUGCUAUACUUCUAGGGGUGAACCACCAUAAACAAACUGCUAUAUUUGGAGUUGCAUUAUUAUGUGAUGAAAGUGCUAAAACAUUUAUCUGGUUGUUUGAUACUUUUGUAAAAGCAAUGUCAGCUUGGAAUGCAAUGCUUGAGAAAUAUGAUCUUAAAGAUAAUGAUUGGCUUAUACAAAUGUUUGAUUUGAGAAAUAAAUGGGCAUUGGUUUAUGGCAGAGAGACUUUUUGUGCAGAUAUGACUACUACUCAAUGGAGUGAGGGUAUGAAUAAUGUGAUUAAAAAUUAUGUCAGCUAUCAACAUAAUUUAUUGAGGUUCUUUGAGCAUUUUCAGAGGUUAAUUGAAGAUUGUCAUUAUGAAGAACUAAAGGCUGAUUUCAAAGCAACUCAAAGUACUCCAUCGUUAUCAUUUCCAGUUGAAAUUCUAAAAGAUGCAGCAAGUAUUUACACCCCAACAGUAUUCAAUGUGUUCCAAGAUGAGUUAUGUAAGGCUUAUGAUUGUGCUAUGCAAAUAUUUGAUCAUAUUGGGACAGUGACGGAGUACAAACUUACCAAUCAUAAAAAACAAUUUCAACAUACUGUUAGAUAUGAUUUUUCUAAUAACACAGUGAUUUACAGUUGUAGAAAGUUUGAGUUUACGGGAGUUUUGUGCUCCCAUGCUCUUAAAGUUCUUUCUUCAAAGGAUAUAAAGAAAAUUCAUGUACAAUAUAUAUUGAAACGAUUGACAAAAUCUGCAAAAUUACAAACUCAAGCGCCAAUGAAGGCAACAGAAACAGAAGAAACGUAUAAAAUUGCAAGAACUGCUCUUGCUAAGAUUUCAAAAGAUGUGGAUGCACAUUUAAAAGACAAUAAUAUUGGAAAAUCCAUUUCUAAAAUCACAGAGGCUACAACCGUACCAAGUGCUAGUGAGAAAAUUAAAGGAAUUGAAAAUAGGGAAAGAGUACGUGGAAAAUCUACAAGGCCAAGAAAUACUCUUGAAAGGGUGCGAAAGAAGAAAAAUGUUGCACUUGGAGAACCAUCUCAGUAA